GGGGCCCUGCAGGCUUCAGUCAUCUCAAACAUCGUGCUGAUGAAGGGCCAGGCCAAGGGCCUGGGCUUCAGCAUCGUUGGGGGACAGGACAGCAUUUAUGGCCCCAUUGGGAUUUAUGUCAAAACCAUUUUUGCAGGCGGAGCAGCGGCAGCUGAUGGCAGGCUACAAGAAGGUGAUGAAAUUCUGGAACUCAAUGGUGAAUCCAUGGCCGGGCUCACGCAUCAGGGCGCUCUGCAGAAGUUCAAGCAAGCCAAAAAGGGGCUGCUCACGCUCACAGUUCGCACCCGUCUGACGGCACCCCCUUCCCUGUGUGGCCACCUGUCGCCCCCACUGUGCCGCUCCCUGAGCUCCAGCACCUGCGUUGCCAAGGAGGGCAGCAGCCCUUUCACCAUGGACAGCCCCACGCCUCCAGCCAGCACUGCCAAGCCCAAUUACAGAAUCAUGGUGGAGGUGUCCCUGAAGAAAGAGGCCGGCGUGGGCCUGGGCAUUGGCCUGUGCAGCGUCCCCUACUUCCAGUGCAUCUCGGGGAUCUUCAUCCACACGCUCUCACCGGGGUCUGUGGCACACCUGGAUGGCCGGCUGAGGUGUGGCGAUGAGAUUGUAGAGAUCAAUGAUUCCCCUGUGCACUGCAUGACACUCAAUGAAGUCUACGGGAUCCUGAGUCACUGCAGUCCCGGUCCAGUCCCCAUCAUUGUCAGCCGGCACCCAGACCCCCAGGUCUCGGAACAGCAACUCAAGGAAGCUGUGGCUCAGGCUGCAGAAAAUAUCAGGUUCGGAAAGGAGAGACACCAGUGGAGUUUGGAAGGUGUCAAGAGGCUGGAGAGCAGCUGGCAUGGGCGGCCCACCAUGGAGAAGGAGUGGGAGAAGACCUCGGCCCCCACACUCCGCAGGGCACAGAGGGCCAUGGUCCGCUCCAGCAGCGACAGCAGCUACAUGUCGGGGUCCCCGGGGGGCAGUCCCUGCAGCGGCAGUGCUGGGCAGCAGCCAUCCUGUCCUGAAGGCAGCACACACAGCCCAGGCCUGCCGCAGGGGAGCCCCGCUCUGCCCAGUGGCCUGGAUGGCCACUCGCCUCUGAGGCUGAAGAAGUCCUUCGAGAUCCUAGUGAGAAAGCCCACAUCUUCCAAGCCUAAGCCUCCACCCCGAAAAUACUUCAAAAGUGACAGUGAUCCCCAAAAGAGUCUGGAAGACAGGGACAACUCAGGACCUUCUGGGCACGGCUUGCCCACCUGUGGCCAGGAAGGCAGCGAGCUACUGCCACUGCCACCGGAAGACACCACGGGGAGAGCCCCUUGCACUGCUGCUGUCUGCCCAGGACCUGGAGUCAGCCCUCAGGCCCCGUCCUCCUCAGAGGUGACACCAGGGUCCCCCAGCAAACCCCGGCUGCUGAAGAGGCAGGCUCGGAUGAACUGCAGCUUUGACACCACCACUGAAGACCCUUGGGUUAGAAUUUCUGACUGCAUCAAAAGCCUAUUCAGCCCCAUCAUGAGUGACAGCCAUGGCCACAUGCCACUACAGCCCAGCGUCAGCCUGGGUGAAAAUGGCACACAGAGUCUCCCGGAUGGAACUCCAGCCAGGUUGGAAACCUCCAAUGGUGCACCCAGAGUUUAUAAGUCAACAGACAGCAGCAAUGUGAAGAAGGGGCCCCCUGUGGCCCCCAAGCCAGCUUGGUUUCGUCAGAGCUUGAAAGGCCUAAGGACUCGUGCUGCAGACCUGAGACGGCUUCCUGACUCAGCCUCAUCCACUCAACAUAUUCCUGCUUCCAGGGAGUCUCCCGAGCCACUCCCCCGGGCCACUUCCUCCAUCAAGCAGAGAAUCAGCUCCUUUGAAACCUUUGGCUCCUCUCAGGGGCCUGAUAGAGGUGUCCAGAGACUGAGCCUCCAGUCCUCCCCCAAGGAGACUCCCAGGCCCCCUGGGAAGCAAGAGGGAGGCCGGGCUUCUGGACUGUUGGUGCGAGAGGCUCCGACCUCUGCCGAGCACAGGCAGCCAGGGCAGGAACCAAUGUCUCUAGGUUUCCUUGCAGCCUCAGAGACCAGCACCACGAGUGUGGCCACGUCCCUGCCCAUAAGGCAGCAGCCUGCUCUGAAAACUGUCUCCACGGCCCCUGACCCUCUCACGGGACUGCUGGGCACACAGCGGGAAGACACUCCAGUUCCCAUCCUCAAGAUGCCCAGUCAGCGAGCACGGAGCUUCCCCCUGACCCGGACCCAGUCCUGCGAGGCAAGGCUGCUGGACGAGAAGACCAGCAAGCUCUACUCCAUCAGCAGCCACGUGUCCUCGGCUGUCAUGAAAUCCCUGCUGUGCCUCCCCUCCUCUGUCUCCUGCAGCCAGCCAGCCUGCAACCCCAAGGAAGGGGAUGCUCCAAAGCCACUUCCUGGUGAAGACUCUGCCACUGGCAGCUCCGAGUCUGCAGCCGUGGACACCGGGUUCUCCCUCAAUCUUUCAGAGCUGAGAGAAUACACAGAAGGUCUCGCCGAGCCCAGGGAAGCCGAGGAUGGGGACCACAGCUCCUCUCAGCCCAGCCAGUCAGUCAUCUCCCUGCUGAGUACAGAGGAGCUGGAGACACUCAUCGAGGAAGUGAGAGUUCUGGAUGAAGCAACCUUGAAGCAACUGGACAGCAUCCAUGUCACCAUCCUGCACAAGGAAGAAGGUGCCGGCCUAGGGUUCAGCUUGGCAGGAGGAGCGGAUCUAGAAAACAAGCUGAUCACGGUUCACAGAGUGUUUCCAAAUGGGCUGGCCUCCCAGGAAGGGACGAUUCAGAGGGGCAGUGAGGUCCUUUCUAUCAACGGCAAGUCCCUCAAAGGCAUGACACACAGUGAUGCCCUGACCAUCCUCCGCCAAGCUCGCGACCCAAGACAAGCUGUGAUUGUCACACGGCGGAUAAUGCCAGAGGCCACACCAGACCUGAACUCCUCCACUGACUCUGCAACGCCAGUUUCUACAGCCAGUGAUGUUUCUGUGGAGUUAACUGCAGAGGCCACGGUCUACACAGUAACCCUGGAGAAGACGUCUGCAGGGCUGGGCUUCAGCCUGGAAGGAGGGAAAGGCUCCCUGCACGGAGACAAGCCUCUCACAGUCAACAGGAUUUUCAAAGGGGCCGCCUCAGAACAGAUUGAGCCAGUCCAGCCUGGAGAUGAAAUCUUGCAACUGGCUGGCACGGCUGCGCAGGGCCUCACGCGAUUUGAAGCCUGGAACAUCAUCAAGGCUCUUCCAGAUGGACCUGUCACAGUUGUCCUCAAGAGGAAGAGUUUCCAGGCCAAGGAGACAGCUGCUGAGGACCCUAAGGCAGGGAGGGUGCCGAUGCAGAAGCCAAGCUAAGCCGAGGCAAUGCAUGUUCCACAAUGCCGAUUCUCAGGGUCUCUGCUGCCCACUCCACCAGGACUGGGGGAAGCCCAGGGAGUGUGUCUGGUCUUCCAGAACGUGGCUGUUCAGGUCUGGACCUUUUGGGACACCACCCACAAGAAGACUGGCCCAAAGUAAGGACAGGGUCACACUGGGGUGGCUGAUACAAACUAUGGACUAUACAUAGGGAGCUCAGUGCUGAUGUCAUAGUGCCAUAAUAAAAUGCAUAGAUUGCAGUCUGAUAGGUCCAUGUCCUGCUCUGCGACUUCUUACAAGUACUGCAACCAUGUCACCAUCCACUGGCAACGGCAACUUCAUUUUUUUUCUGAGUCUGCCAUGUGGCAGGAUUUGAAGGGACAGCUUAUCUCUAUGCCGCUUGACCCCUAGUGGCCAAAGCAAGGCUGGGGCAGGAGCCACGCAAAAGACCAUCUCCCCUCAAGCAGGAGAGAUUGGGCUAGUGCCUGGGAACACAGCCUUCCCCUGGACGCUGGGUUAGAGCCAGCCUUGACAUGCUGAGAUUAAGGGGAGAGGAAUGUUGCCUGGUCGCUUUGAAGAACAUAGCCUGUCACACAAAACAUUGAGAAAUCUAUGUUUAUUUGGGUUGGAAAAGUGAUCAGUUAGGUGGUGCCGGGUGAUGGAUCCAGGAAGCCAAGAAGCCUGCAGGUAAAGCUCUAAGUGUGUAUGGGUGUGCCGGGAUGGACCAGCACGAACACGAGUAUGAAGGAAGAACUGUCGCCCACAGCCACCACAGGCCAUGAACUGCGUGGUGUGUUAAAUGGGUGGCUUGCCAGUCAUGCAGCUGCUACAGCAGGGAGCUCUGUGUCUGGGUAUUAAUGCCCACAGAGGACUGGGGAGAUGGCUCGGUGGUCCAGGCACCUGCCUGGCAAGCGCAAGGACACAGGUAUGAUCUUC
Octodon degus (degu) is the source of this 4251-nucleotide messenger RNA. It is a transcript of the gene Il16, whose product is annotated as interleukin 16. Lineage: Eukaryota; Metazoa; Chordata; Mammalia; Rodentia; Octodontidae. The record is from RefSeq and is a predicted model, not a curated record. Gene Ontology annotation, molecular function: cytokine activity; CD4 receptor binding. Gene Ontology annotation, biological process: leukocyte chemotaxis; induction of positive chemotaxis. The coding region runs from base 40 to 3315 and encodes 1091 amino acids. The transcript has 15 exons.